AAGCAUGUUUACAUUGUAGAGAAACGUCAGGGAUUUGUUGCGAAAGGCAUGGCUUUACCUUUGGUUAGUAUUGUUUGGAUUGCCCUGAGGCAACUGUCUAAACCUCUUGCACGCUACCUUGCCAGCCAGGCGCCUCAUUAUCGAACUUUCAGAGUGUACUUAGUGGUCCCACUGGGACAGUUUUAUCACAGAUGCGAAACUAGGGCAAGAAUGUUGAAUCAGGGCUUCAAAUGGCCUAGAAAGAUUCCGCCUCUUCAAGAGGAAAAGGCAAUCGAGUACAGCACAGAAAUGCUAAGCGAACUCUUGAUAUUUUUGGUUGCUAUUUCACCGAUUGUCUACACAUGGUAUCAAGUGUCGAGUUCUCAUAAAGAGAAAUCAGAAGUUGAACAGCUCAAAGGACAAGCAAACAUUGAGUAUUUAUCUAAUCAGCUAAUGAACCUUACUAUUGAAAUUGACAAACAAGCUGCAGAGCUCAGAAAUUUCGAAAGAAGACUGGGUGAUAUUGAUACUAGACAUCACAAAUUGAUUUCGCAUCUCGAAAAGGCAUGGUAUAAAUUCUGGUGAAACAGCCGAGCAAAUAUGAACUAAUUACUAGAUUUCUAUUCAAAUUUGAUUAUUGUACAAUCGAAAGUUUUAAAAGUUAUUUGAUUUUUUUUUCGUGAGUUUUCAUCUUACUUUCUUACAGAUUAAAAUGAGUUUUGUGGGUAGAUUUUCUCGAGUUGUUCCUGUGAGCAGAACACAUUUUUCGAUACCCAUAUGGAAGAGUGAAGCAAACUGUUUGUUAAAAGUUAAUUUUUUAUCCAGUCGAAGUUUUAGCCGCUCUCGCAUACUUAGAGUUAACGUUUUAGAGAGGUUUUACACCGAAUCACAUGAGUGGGUUUUGUUAAGCGAUGACAAAUCCAGAGCAACUAUUGGUAUUUCUGACCAUGCUCAGAGUUCAUUGGGCGAUGUUGUGUUUGUGGAGCUUCCUGAACUGGAAAAAGAAGUGAAUGUAGGGGACGAAUGUGGUUUAGUUGAGAGUACGAAGUCAGUAAGCAACAUUUACUCGCCUGUGAGUGGCGAAGUAUCCGAAGUGAACUCAGUUCUAGAAGAAAAGCCUGGUCUUAUCAAUGAAAGUCCGUGUGAUGAUGGCUGGAUAUGCAAAUUGAAAGUUGGAGACGUGGCCUCCGAAUUGUCAAAACUGAUGAACCAGCAGAAGUAUGAUCUGUUUUUGAGCAGCCAGGAGUCAUGAUGCGAUGCCUAAUAAUAGAUGCUAUAACGAUUUAAUGUAUAAUGUAUAAUUAGACUGUUGCUCUUGAUAUUUGGAAGUUGUGUAAUAUAAAUUUGCAAAUUGU
Molecule: messenger RNA, 1334 nt
Organism: Symsagittifera roscoffensis
Lineage: Eukaryota; Metazoa; Xenacoelomorpha; Acoela; Convolutidae
Product: glycine cleavage system H protein-like
Exons: 4
Coding region: 692-1231 (179 amino acids)
Biological process (GO): protein lipoylation; glycine decarboxylation via glycine cleavage system
Cellular component (GO): mitochondrion; glycine cleavage complex; cytoplasm
Source: RefSeq, a predicted model, not a curated record